UGCUGUCUAUAUAUACAUAUUUGGAUUUCAUUCAUCAUACUCACGCAGAAAAAUUUGGUCUUAAGGCACCAAAGAUGCACUCAUCUUUUCCCCUCUUCUUACUGUUCCUCUUCCUCUGCAGCUCACUGCCUUCAUAUGGGAUAGAGCUCACUUUAGUAAACAACUGCAAGGAGAGCAUCUGGCCCGGGUUCAUGGGUGGUGCAGGGCAUCACACACCACACUACGGUGGCCUGCAUUUGGGCAAUGGAAAGGAAGUCAUCGUGAAUGUGCCGCAAGGUUGGUCAGGGAGGUUAUGGCCACGGCGAGGAUGCCAGUUUAACGAGAAUGGCCAUGGUGAGUGUGAAACAGGGGACUGUAUGGGACUACUUCAUUGCAGGGGAGCAGGCGGCCUGCCGCCAAUGACGGUGGUGGAGAUGACACUGGGCACGUCCAAGUCGCCCUUGCACUUCUAUGAUGUGAGUUUGGUAAAUGGGUUCAACUUGCCAGUCUCUGUGGUUCCAGUUGGCGGUGGCAUUGGGUGUGGCAUGGCUUCAUGUGAAUCAGAUCUGAAUCUAUGCUGCCCAGCAUCAUUGGAAGUAAAGAAGGAGGGGAGGGUGGUUGCUUGCAAGAGUGCGUGCAUGGCUUGGAAUCAUGAAAAGUAUUGUUGCACAGGCAACUAUUCCACGCCACAUACCUGCAAGCCCACAAUCUUUUCCAGUGUCUUCAAGGUCAUAUGCCCUAGAGCUUACAGCUAUCCUUAUGACGAUUCCAGUAGUCUUCACAAGUGCAUGGCAUCUAAGUACCUCAUCACCUUCUGCCCUCCUAGUCCAUACUAAAGCAAUGCAGUUCACCAGAUCCAUUGGUGUUCCUGGCAGUAAUCUCAUCCUUGGUUUGUAUGAAAAUAGAGUAUGAAGCACUGUUACCUGCUUAAGCCUAGUAAAACUUACGCAAUAAAUCUCUCUCUCCCUCUCUCUC
This is a messenger RNA of Nymphaea colorata (pocket water lily), 954 nucleotides long. Its product is annotated as thaumatin-like protein. The record is from RefSeq and is a predicted model, not a curated record. Gene Ontology annotation, cellular component: extracellular region. The transcript is spliced from 2 exons. Bases 75 to 815 code for a protein of 246 amino acids. Gene Ontology annotation, biological process: defense response. Lineage: Eukaryota; Viridiplantae; Streptophyta; Magnoliopsida; Nymphaeales; Nymphaeaceae.